GUCAUUCACAUCCUCCUAGUUGACCUCAUAUCACACCCUCUUUCUUUCCCUUACACCUUUACCCCUUUCACUUCAUAGACGAUCUCCGAAGUGAGAGCGACCGCAUCCCCGUUCGCAGCGGUGUGCCACUGUCCAGUAGCCUCGUUCGAAAGCUCCCCAGGAGCUGGAGCUCCAUUGCGUGACAGUCGUCAAGAUUAUCUCUACCACACCUCCUUUCCACCAUGGCGGAUACCGAACGCGACAUUCGCGAGCCUGAGCACGAGGCCCAGGAUGUGGAGAGGCACGAGGAAGAGAGACACGGUGAAGCCGCGCCGGCCGAGGAAGAGAGCAACGAUCCUGACAUCGCCGAAAUGAAGCGACGCGUGCAGGAAAUGGAGGAAGAAGCCGCCAAGCUGCGAGAGAUGCAGGCCUCGCUGGACCACGAGCGCCACGACCUACGCGAGAACAGGGAAGACGUGGACGCUCGGAGUAUCUUUGUCGGCAAUGUCGACUACGGUGCCUCGCCGGAGGAAAUCCAGGCGCAUUUCCAGAGCUGCGGCAGCAUAAAUCGUGUGACGAUUCUGCUGGACAAGUUUACGGGUCAUCCUAAAGGGUAUGCGUAUGUUGAGUUCACAGAGCCGAGCCUGGUCAACCAAGCCCUUGUCCUAAACGACAGCGUGUUCCGGGGUAGAAAUCUCAAAGUCGUUCCCAAGCGGACUAAUCUUCCGGGCAUGUCUCGAGGCGGACGCGGUGGGCGCGGGGGCCGCGGUGGUGGAUACGGCGGCCGUGGAUCACCGUAUGGUGGCAGAGGUGGAUAUGGUCCUCCGCGUGGAGGAGGUUAUCGUGGUGGCUACCGUCCUCGUGGCCAGCAAUAUCGCCCUUACUAGACCAGCGCAAAGUCCAAAUGGGAACUUAGGUCACCUACCACGAUUGGGAGCCUCCUUGGUUUCGGCAGGGAAAAUUUUUCUGUAAAGGGGUCUUGUACUUGUACUUGGAGAGGCGGCUUGCACUGGACUAACGGACCUCCAAUCGCCGACGGCAACAUGUCAAACAUCGAAAAUUGCGAGAAACUGCUUGGAGCACGAUACCGCGGCGGGGCUCAUAAUGGGGGUCAAUUUAUUAGAGGUUCACAAAUAGGACUGAUCCGGCAUACUUUGGCAUCAUUCUUCAUUUUCGAG
Westerdykella ornata is the source of this 1157-nucleotide messenger RNA. RefSeq names its product RNA-binding domain-containing protein. Gene Ontology annotation, molecular function: RNA binding. Lineage: Eukaryota; Fungi; Ascomycota; Dothideomycetes; Pleosporales; Sporormiaceae. The coding region runs from base 222 to 866 and encodes 214 amino acids. The transcript is spliced from 4 exons. The record is from RefSeq and is a predicted model, not a curated record.